UUUACAUUUGAAAUAGUAGGCUCGGUCCAUUUUUCCAUCAGUCUGGAAGGAUGUUGGUGUUGAGGUUGGCGUAUGUAUCAAGGACAGUAAUUACUAUGGCUUCUGAAGUUUUGGCAAAACCUCAGACGCGUGGUCUUCUGGCCAGGCGUCUGCGAAUUCAUAUGGUUGGAGCAUUCCUGAUAUCCCUGGGGGUUGCAGCUCUCUAUAAGUUUGGUGUGGCUGAACCAAGAAAGAAGGCAUAUGCAGAUUUCUACAAAAAUUACAGUCCCGAGAAAGAUUUUGAGGAGAUGAAGAAGGCUGGUAUCUUUCGUAGUAUAAAGUGAUCUUGGAAUAGAAAGAAUUUCUUCAGGUUGAAUUACCUAGAAGUUUGUCAAUGACUCGGGCUCCUGAACUAUGACACAUGAAUAUGUGGGCUAAGAAAUAGUUUCUCUUGAUAAAUAAACAAUUAACAAAAAAAAACAAAACAAAA
Messenger RNA from Saimiri boliviensis boliviensis (Bolivian squirrel monkey), 469 nucleotides. NCBI's taxonomy places the organism in Eukaryota, Metazoa, Chordata, Mammalia, Primates, Cebidae. The record is from RefSeq and is a predicted model, not a curated record.